This is a messenger RNA of Sporisorium graminicola, 2088 nucleotides long. RefSeq lists its product as uncharacterized. NCBI's taxonomy places the organism in Eukaryota, Fungi, Basidiomycota, Ustilaginomycetes, Ustilaginales, Ustilaginaceae. Gene Ontology annotation, biological process: monoatomic cation transport. The transcript has a single exon. Gene Ontology annotation, cellular component: plasma membrane. The record is from RefSeq and is a predicted model, not a curated record. The coding region runs from base 1 to 2088 and encodes 695 amino acids. Gene Ontology annotation, molecular function: monoatomic cation transmembrane transporter activity.
AUGGUCAAUCCUGCCCUGUCUAGCACCACCAACAACAAUGACAGCCUUCCAGCCUUGAACGCUCCCUCCAGCGGUGCCGCCGCUGCAGCCACCUCUAUCCACCACGAUCCAGCAGCGCAGGCACCACAUCACACCCUCCUCGGCGACGGUGACAGCAGCAGUGACGAUGGUGAUGACGAAAGUACCAAUGUCGGCAGCUUCACCGACCCCUCCUACGGACUUUCGGACACCAAGUCGGUAGAGUCUUAUCGCAUCCGUGACACAGAGUACGACGACGAGCAGGAACAUGACGAUGACGACGAUGACGACGAUGCAAAGACGCUCCAGGUUGGUGACUCGGGCUACUCGAGCACCGAUCUCAAGCACCGAGCCUCGUCGCACCACUCGGCGCAGGACCUUGAAGCGUCCAACCCACCAAACGCGCCGCGCAGCACUGCCCAUGCUGUAGAUGAAGACGUCGACGAGGACGAAUACGAAACUCAUGCCUCGCUGCUAGGCACCGCUGGCUUUGCCGACCGCCGCGGCACCGCUUCUCGUCUUGCGGCACGCUCCGUCCUUUCUCGAUUCUGGGAGAUCGCGCGAGAAGCACUGCCCACCUUGAUCGUAUCCGUGCUGUCGCUCAUCUUCUCCGGCGAGCUCCUCGUCCAUCUCGCGCGUUGGCCCGUCUUCCAGAAAGUAGAUAAACUCUUCAUCCUCAUCCCCAUCCUGCUCAACAUGAAGGGCAACCUCGAGAUGAACCUUUCGCUCCGCAUGUCCACCUCGGCCAACAUUGGCGAGCUCGACGUGAGGAGGACCAGGGAGACGCUCAUUCGUGGCAAUCUGGCGCUGUUGCAGGUACAGGCGCUGAUUGUGUCCAUGUUUGCCGGUGUGCUCGCCUUUGUGCUGGGUGUUGUGACGCCGGAUCCGCAGGUAGAGGCUCCUGUGUCGCCGGUGCCGGUCACGCCCAAGGCUCCGACACCCGAGAAUGCGUUGAUACAGACCAUCGUCAGAAGCGCUUUUUCUGCUGUCACACUGCGCAACCGUCGUCGAUCUUUAGCUGGAUCUGCGGCUGCCAACCAGGGUACAUCGUGGCUGCAGAAGCGACGCAUCAUACAUCACCAUCCGAAGCCACCCACGGACCCUGCCCUGCGUCUCCGCAAUGGGUACUUCGAAUUCGUUCUUGUCAUUGCAACGGGCAUGCUCUCGGCAUCGCUCUCGUCGGCGGUGCUCGGAUCGUUCAUGUGUGCGCUUGUUAUAGUUGCUCGACGUGCGGGCGCCAACCCGGACAACAUUGCCUCGCCGCUGGCUGCCUCGUUGGGCGAUCUCACCACCCUCACGCUGCUUGGCUUGCUCGCGUCGUCGCUGGUGCACUUCGAGGGCACGUUUUUGGCCACAGUCAUCCUCGCCGCUAUGGCGGUGGCGUGCAUCGCGUCGUUCAUCGUCGCGUACAGGAACGCGUACGUGCGGGAGCUUUUGACGUGCGGGUGGGUGCCACUGUUGAUGGCCAUGUUCAUCUCGUCCGGUGCCGGGUUGGUGCUGGACAACUUCGUGGGCAGGUAUCAGGGCUUUGCGCUGCUCGCGCCCGUCAUCAGUGGGCUGCCGGGUGCGUGUGCGGCCAUCUUUGCUUCGCGCAUCACCACUGCUCUGCACUCGGGCAAAGGCGCGACGCUUCUGCGCGCCACCACAAAGGCCGGUAAUGUAGGCGGCGUCCGAGGCGUGCUGGGCUCGAUCCGCUCAGUGAUGCUCAUUCCGCCGAUCGAGGGUUGGUUGGUGCCUAUCAGCUUGAUGAGUAUGGGCGUGGGCAUCAAGUCGACUUUCAUUGUGCUGAUUAGGGUGUCGGGCCAGAUGACGUUUGGCUGGAUCUUUGCGGGAACGUUCAUCGGCGCCAGUGUAGUGGCGAACAUGUUUGCGCUGUAUCUUGCGCAUGUGAUCUGUUUGGUGCUGUGGAGCAGAGACUACGAUCCGGACAUCUACUGCUUGCCGUUUGUCUCUAGUAUUGUGGAUGUCGUCGGGCAGAGCUUGUUGGUCAUGACGUUUACUCUGGCCACCGGGUUGGGUGACCACAUUACGGCCGCGGUCAACGCUGGUGCUGGUCAUGGGGGUGUUUAG